GCUGAAGUUGAUUCCACGGAUGAUGAGGAGACAAUUGCCAAAGAGGAAGAGUUAGUCCAGCAGGAUGAAAAUGCGAAAGAUGAAGAAGCCAAAGAAAUUGAAGCCCUCUGCGCAGAGGCGGACAAGUCCAUUGAUGAGCUUCUACCCCCCGGCUAUCUGGAGCAUAUUCAACAUCUUCAUGAGUCAGGAAAGUUGGACAUGGAAAUUGAUGGGAAUGAAAGUGAAGAGGAGAAAGAUGGGAAGGAAAAGCAGUCUAGGAAACGACCUCUUGGAGAUAUGACUGAUAACGAGACAGACCAAGCUCCGCCAUCCAAGAAGCGUUGCAAUGACAAGGAGUUUAAUGCAGACGGUGAAGACUCGGCAGAUGACGAGACAACUAUAGCUGAACAGGAAGCUCAUGAGAAAGUCAAGGCUGAAGAUGGCAGUUCAGAAGACAAGGACAAUGGUCCUUCAGCCGGCGAGAUCAAGGAAGUCUCUCAGUUGGCUUCCGAAGCCGAGAUACCCAUCGAAGAGCUCCUAGCACGUUAUGGUCUCGAUCCUGAACAGUUAAGAAAACCAGUUGUUGACGGAGAGACCUCAGACACCGCCUCAGCUACUGACAGCGGAUCUGAGUCCGACUCUGCGGAAAGUUCAACUGAUAAUGAGUCUUCUUCCUCCGAGGAAAAGGAUUCGGGGGACAGCUCUUUGGAAGGAGAAAAUGAGAAUAGUGAUGUGGAAAUGGAAGAGCCGGGAUUGGUUGACCUUCUUUCUGAAGAUGAGAAAGAAAAUCUGGCAAGAAGUAACGAUUCCAUGCCUGAGAAUGCCGAAUUGAAAGCUAUCACGGACGUGGCGAUGAGUGCUCAACCAACGGGAAACACACUAGCGUCUGUGGCGGAACCAGUUAAAACUCCCUUCUUACUCUCUGGUACUCUUCGUGAAUAUCAGGUUGUUGGUUUGAGUUGGUUGGUAGCCAUCUACGAAAAGCGGCUAAACGGUAUCCUUGCCGAUGAGAUGGGUUUAGGAAAGACCAUUCAAACUAUCGCCUUUCUUGCUCAUUUGGCCUGUGAAUUGGGCAUUUGGGGACCGCACUUGAUCGUCGUUCCCAACUCUGUGAUCCUCAACUGGGAAGUAGAGUUCAAAAAGUGGUGUCCUGGUUUCAAGAUCCUUACCUAUUUCGGUUCGGUGAAAGAGAGGAGGGCAAAACGAAAGGGCUGGACAAAAACCAAUGCAUUUCACGUUUGCAUAACUUCAUAUCGACUGGCAAUCCAGGAUAGUUCUGCAUUUAAAAGGAAGAAAUGGAAAUAUCUAAUCCUUGAUGAGGCUCAGAAUAUUAAGAACUUCAAAUCUCAGCGAUGGCAAACUCUUCUUACCUUCAAUAGUCAGCGACGACUUCUCCUCACUGGUACUCCCCUGCAGAAUUCCCUUAUGGAACUCUGGUCCCUAAUGCAUUUUCUCAUGCCAAAUAUCUUUCAGUCUCAUCGCGAAUUUCAGGAGUGGUUUGCGUCCCCACUGACAGGAAUGAUUGAGGGGAAUAGUGAGUACAACGAGCAGUUGGUUAUGCGGCUGCACAAAGUUCUACGACCUUUUCUUCUACGCCGCCUUAAAGAGGACGUUGAAAGGCAGAUGCCAAAGAAGUACGAGCAUAUCAUUCUCUGUCGACUGUCGAAGCGUCAGCGAUACCUCUACGAUGAUUUCAUGUCACUCUCUACGACUAAAGAUACUCUAGCCUCAGGCCAAUUUCUCUCAGUCAUGAAUAUUCUCAUGCAAUUGCGUAAGGUCUGCAACCAUCCAAAUCUCUUUGAACCCCGUCCAAUCACCUCGCCCUUCCACAUCUCAGACGAUGACGCCGCUUGUAUUGAAGUGCCGCGAUUGGUAGCUCAAGUCUCCACUCCAUUCCUCUCUGCUUUCCAACCAGCUUCCGCCUUUACAGUAGCCUCUACACUUGAUUGGCUGGAUAGAGCAGGUGCUGCCGCUCGUUUGAUUGGUCAAACGGCAAAUUUGGCGGAAAUGACAAGGGAUCUGCCUGCUUUCGUGGCUCGUAGGAUCCACCAGCUACAAGUUAAACCUGAUCUAAUUACUGUACUGGAUAGUACUGAAGCGUCGGAUAGAGUUUCUCGUGAACGCAGCUUAUUCACCGAUCUCAGAAAGCAGAAAGGCUUAGAGCCUGAGGAACCCACAAGUAAACGUCGUCCUGUCCCAAUUUUUAUUCCCCAUUCCACCGUCCUGGAAGUCAAUGAGGAGCUCUCAAGGUCAAUGGAGGAUUAUUACCCUCUGAGAACCAAAUUACCCUAUCCAAACCUUCCCCGACCCAAGUGCAAGGGAACUUCCUUCAUUGAAGUUUCACGUCGUUUGGAUCCAUGGGACAACGGUAUCCCCAAGGCUGUUCUCAGGCGUCGUGAAACUGAGCGUCAACAUCGUAUAUCCCUCAUUUCCCGAUUGAAUGAGCGACGUUGUGAAGACAUCUACGAUCACAGUGGUACGUUCGAUAGAACCUCCCUCCCAAGUCCCGACCUUGUUCACUUUCUCACCUCCGCUGUCAUUCGUCAACCCCAUCACCGUGAACUCAGUCGUUUCGGUACUGGCGCGUGGAUCGCCUGUCAGCAGGCUCUUCGGACAUGGCCGGAUAAAAGAGCUUGUGAUGAUGUCGAUGGACCCCCAACUUAUCUUCGGCAUCCUACCGAAGUUGUUAGCGGACUGUCGGUGCCUGGACAACAAGCCGCUCUUGUAGAAAGACUGCAACCCUUUUAUGGACCUGAAGCUGCUUUUCCCGUUCGAUCCUCGUGGAAUAAAGCAUUGAGGCAGAUGUUGUUCAGUCCUAUUGACUGUUUUGAACAUUUUGACGUACAUCUCAAUAACACAAACAAAAAGUCAGUCACCACCAGCAGUGCGGCUGUUGGCAAAAUCCACUGUUCUUGUCGAAAUCUCACUUUCCGAUCGUGGUUGAUGCCUGCUCAACUCCAUCGAGUAGGCAAUAGUCAUGCAUUCCAGUUUCCAGAUCCUCGUCUCAUUCAAUAUGAUUGUGAACUCUAUGCGGACGAGCAUCGAGUUCUAAUUUUUACUCAAAUGGCUCGAAUGUUGGAUAUUUUGGAGCAGUUUUUAGCCUACCAUGGUUAUCGUUAUCUGCGUCUGGAUGGUUCAACCAAGGUGGAGCAGCGACAAGUUCUCAUGGAACGCUUCAAUAUGGAUCCGAAGAUUUUCAUUUUCAUUCUUUCCACGCGAUCGGGUGGCUUGGGCGUGAAUCUCACCGGAGCUGAUACAGUCAUCUUUUAUGACUCCGACUGGAAUCCUACCAUGGAUGCUCAAGCUCAGGAUCGAUGUCAUCGAAUUGGUCAAACUCGUGAUGUCCACAUCUAUCGUCUAAUCAGUGAACGUACGGUGGAGGAAAAUAUUCUUCGCAAAGCCAAUCAGAAGCGUCUUUUGAGUGACGUGGCGAUCGAGGGCGGCAAAUUCACUACCGCUUUCUUCAAACAAUCCAUCAUUUCCGAUCUCUUUGCCGAGCCCUCUGGUUUGCAAGAUCUAAUUCAAGACAAGGAGAAGGAAGCUGUUAAGGAAAAGAAGGAAGAAGACGAAAAGGAAGAGCAAGAUCCACCCUCUCCACCCCUCCUUACAACUCGAUCUGGACGUCAGAUUCGAUGGAAGGGAGCCACUUCAAUCUUGGUGAAUGCUAAACAACAAUCAGCAGAGGAGGAAAGCACUGCUGGAGCUGUUAAACAGGGUGCUAUCACGGACUCGCAGUGGGUUGCUGCGCUGGAAGCCUGCGAAGAUGAUGAAAAUGAUCGGGUGGCGGCCAAGAGAGCUCUGGAUGAAGCUAAAGCGGACUUGGAGGAAUUUGAUGAGUCAAAGCCUAUUGAAGUUCCAGCUGUUAUCGAUGGUGAAGAUAAGGCUGAAUUGGCUGACGACCAGGCUCCUCCUACAAUAGAGGGUUCAAUGUCUGACCCACUGGCACGUUUCGCUAAAAUGCGUCAGCAGGAGGCAGCAACAGCGGCAAAGAUUGUAGAGGCUGAAAAUGUUGCAUCUACGGUCUUGGAUGAAAAUACUCCUGAAGCGAGCGUCGAAAGAGAACUGGCGGAAUUCGAGGCCAUGCUUCGCCCAAUUGAACGAUUUGGUGUUAAUCACUUGGAGAGCUUCCACGAUGACACCCUGAAUCUUGAGCUCGUGCAAUUUGAGGCUCAGAUUGAGGAAUCCAAGAGGGAAUGGAAGUUGAAUGCCCUCAAAGCUCUCCAUGAAGCCGAUGAAGAACGUGCAGAGUUGGAGGAGGACGAAAUCCUCUACUGUGACCCCGAUUAUGAUCCCGAAGCAGCGCGUCUGGCCGAAUUGGACGAACUGGCACGUGCUGAAGAGAUGGAGGAACUCCUCGGUCGAACAGGUGGAUUGCGGGGACGUGGUAGAGGUCGAGGUCGCGGUACGGCUUCUCGGGGUCGAGGUCGUGGAACAGGUCGUGGUCGUGGCCGUCCAGGUGUGGACAGUGAACGCUCUUCCCUCCAGGACGAUGGCCGAGACAUGGAUGAUGUUGAUGAUGAAUAUGCUGAGGAUUAUGAAGAUGCAGCAUCUUCUACUGAUAGAGCAGCCUGGUUCAAUGCGAGGUAUCGAGAUAUGGACAAUCGUCGUCGUCGUGGGCGUUUCGGAAGCCCCGACUAUAUUGACUGGGAUGAUGAGGAUGGAGAUGAACCAGAAGCAAUUGAUAUUUGGUAUCCUGGACGGCCGUCUUUGAGAGGUGCGAAACGUGGACGUGGAGGCGCUGUUUCACGUGGAUCUGGACGGGGUAGAGGUAGACCUCGGCUCUCUGAUUACUGGAGAGGUCCUGAUGAGGACGAUCCAUAUUCCCGUCAAAGACGUCGAUUCCCCUCUGCAGAACAGGCAGAUGAUUCUGGCUCCGCAUCGAUGGAUAGUUUUCCUGGAAAAAGGCGACGUGGUCGCCCUCCGUUAUCCUAUAAUUCUAGCAGGAAGCUGAACUAUAUACCUCCGCGUCCACAGCCCAGAGUGCAACCUGCUAUUGUGCAGCGACCACAUGCCUCAAGGCAAUAUUACCAGCACUUUGGAAAUCCAAGUUCCACCAUGGCAGCCUCAAGUAUCCCCUUCGCGUCCUCCGGUUCUGUUGGUGUUUCGAACCAUAAUUCUAUCUAUCAUUAUCAACAACAAGGCUCUAGGAUACUGCAGCAUAAUUCAAGGGUCCUGAACACAUUGAUGGCCUCAACUAAUUCAAACGAUGCGGUUUUUCGACAACCGUCUUUGGUUUCUCAUGAAGAGGAAGUUGUCACACAACAAUAUCAGCCAUCAGUAUCUGUCUACCGUCCAUCAAGAGGUCAGCCAAUUCACCGUCCUAGAGGUGGUGGCAUUGCAUUUAUUAAUUCCCGUCCUCGGGUGAGACCAACCUUCUUCCAACAGCCCGUAAUAACUCAAUCAAUUCCUUCUACAAACAUAGCACCUCCUCGUCAGUAUAUCCCUUCUGUUACCCAGCAGCAGUCUACGAACUCUGUCCUCCUUCAGCAGGAGGAACCCACCGUACCCCUUCAAUCCUUCACAAACGGUGCCCAGACUGUUCAACCCCUAAGGAGCGUCCUUAGUGCGCCCUCCAACCAUCCGGUGUUAGUUGUAACAAGGGAGGUCAAGACUCCCACUGGUCAAGUCUUCCAGCAGCAAUUUACUCAACCUGUGCAACCCCCUCCAAAGUAUCUUCAAGUAAUACGUAGAAUACUUCCAGAUGGCUCCGGACAGUCAACUGUGGUUGUAGCUCCCACAUCUAUUCCACCUCCUACUAACCCCAUUUCCUCACCAUCUCAGACCAUCCAGAUUCCAUCCACCACUCCCUCGACUACAAAUAAUACGGCAGUGCAACCGGGAAGAAAAAUUAUCAAAGUCAUUCGAUCUUCUGUUCCAAAUGCCAUUCGUAUCCUCCCUCCCAAGCCCUCCUCUCCAAAACCGUCCUGA
Rodentolepis nana is the source of this 5907-nucleotide messenger RNA. The record is from the annotation of a GenBank genome assembly. Lineage: Eukaryota; Metazoa; Platyhelminthes; Cestoda; Cyclophyllidea; Hymenolepididae.